Labrus bergylta (ballan wrasse) is the source of this 1746-nucleotide messenger RNA. The record is from RefSeq and is a predicted model, not a curated record. Lineage: Eukaryota; Metazoa; Chordata; Actinopteri; Labriformes; Labridae.
AUGGUUUUAGAGCCCCAACGAGGUGAAUACGUGGAGAGGCAGCUCUGCCGCGAUGCCAUCCUGCCCAUGCCGGUCAUCUGUGAGGUGCCUUGCCCAAAGGACUGUGCCCUGAGCCCCUGGACCCCCUGGUCCCUGUGCUCUAACACUUGCUCUGGAAAAAACACCGAGGGCAAACAGACGAGAGCUCGCUCCAUCCUGGCCUACAAUGCAGGAGAAGGUGGAAUCCAGUGUCCAAACGCCAGCGCCCUGCAGGAGGUGAGGAGCUGUAACGACCAUCCCUGCACCGUGUACCACUGGCAGACCGGCGCGUGGGGGCAGUGCAUAGAGGACUCAUCCAUCCCGGCCACCAACGCGUCUGCAGGUCGGACGCGUGGAGAUGAUGCUUCGUGCUCGGUUGGGAUGCAAACUCGCAAGGUCAUCUGUGUCCGGGUCAACGUGGGCCAGGUUCCCCCGAAAAAGUGUCCAGAGAGUCUGCGCCCAGACACCGUCAGGCCCUGCUUACUGCCGUGCAAGAGAGACUGCAUCGUCACCCCGUACAGCGACUGGAGCCCGUGCCCAUCAACAUGCAGAGCAGGUGGUAACAUCAAGAAGAAGCAGUACAGAAAACGUAUCGUCAUUCAGUCACCAGCCAAUGGAGGACAAGACUGUCCUGAGGUUCUGAACCAGGAGAGAGAGUGUGAUGCUCCAUCUGUCUGUCAAGGAUACAGAUGGAAAACCCACAAAUGGCGUCGAUGCCAGCUUGUUCCAUGGUCAGUUCGUCAGGACAGCCCUGGAGCUCAGGAGACCUGUGGGCCUGGCUUGCAGAUUCGGGCUGUUUCAUGCCGGAAGCAGGAUGGUGGACAGGCAGACAUUGAAGCUUGUUUAAAGUUUGCCAGCUCCAUGCCGCCUCUCACGCAGCCCUGCCAGCUGCCCUGCCAGGAAGACUGUCAACUCAGCAGCUGGUCCAAAUUCUCUCCCUGCUCAGCUGAUUGUGUGGGCGUCAGGACGCGCAAGAGGAUGCUCAUUGGGAAAAGUAAAAAGCGUGACCAGUGUAAAAACAACCAAGUGUAUCCUCUAAGUGAGACCCAGUACUGCCCAUGUAACAAGUACAACGCCCAGCCUGUGGGCAACUGGUCAGACUGUGUCCUACCUGAGGGUGGCCGAGUUGAGGGUCAACUCGGCAUGAAGGUCCAAGGAGAUAUCAAGGAGUGCGGCCAGGGUUAUCGUUACCAGGCCAUGGUGUGCUACGACCAGGACAACCGCAUCGUCGAGACCUCUCGCUGCAACAGCCAUGGAUACAUUGAGGAGGCUUGCAUCAUCCCGUGCCCUUCUGACUGCAAACUGAGUGAGUGGUCCAACUGGUCACGCUGCAGCAAGUCCUGCGGCAGCGGGGUGAAAGUACGCUCCAAGUGGCUCAGGGAAAAACCUUACAACGGAGGGAGACCGUGUCCCAAACUGGACCACGUCAACCAGGCUCAAGUGUACGAGGUGGUGCCAUGCCUCAGUGACUGUGGGCAGUACGUCUGGGUGGCCGAGCCUUGGAGUGUGUGGAAGGUCAGCAAUGUGGACCUGAAGGAUAACUGCGGUGAGGGUGUUCAGACCAGGAAAGUCAGAUGUAUGCUAAACACGAUAGACGGGCCCUCGGAGCAGGUGGAGGACUACCUGUGUGACCCGGAGGAGAUGCCUCUAGGGGCCAGAAACAGCCGGCUGCCCUGCCCUGAGGACUGUGUGUUAUCAGACUGGGAAGCCUGGAGCCCCUGCCCGCUG